GUGUGUAGGCUUAGACAUUAGUAUCAGUUGCCUACGAUUAGCGUUGUGAGUUGCGUGGAUUAAUUUUUCUUAUACGAACGAGUAAGACGGGUCGGUAAUUUAGAAUGAAAUUGUACGUUUGUGUCUUGGUUGCCAUGUUGGCAAUGGCAGCACCUGCCCAAGCCCUUUUGGGUGCCAAAUUGGCUUUAUUGGGAGCUUUAAAGAAUGGUAUUGGUGGUGGCAGUGGUGGUAAUAGUUACGGUAAUGGUGGUGGUUACGCCAAUGGCGGUGGUUAUGGUGGAGGUUAUGGUGGUGGUUAUGGUGGUGGUUAUGGUGGCGGUUAUGGCAAGGCUG
Molecule: messenger RNA, 333 nt
Organism: Lucilia sericata (common green bottle fly)
Lineage: Eukaryota; Metazoa; Arthropoda; Insecta; Diptera; Calliphoridae
Product: glycine-rich cell wall structural protein 2-like
Exons: 1
Source: RefSeq, a predicted model, not a curated record